UUCCGACCGAUCCCAUGCAAACGAGAGACCUAUUUAUCAGCAGUGAAAUGAGCAAAUUAAACACGAGCACAAUAGAAAGAUUAGGACAUAACAUUGACGACAUGCUGCUUCAUUGCUCCUUCAACAGCAAAAUAUGUAAUUCAAGUUUCUUCACACCAAUAAGCAGUACUCGGUAUGGAAGUUGCUACACACUCAAGUCCGAUAGCCUUGUCAGCACAACACCUGGACCACAAAGCGGCUUGACUCUGAUACUAAACAUAGAGGCUUACGAAUACGUUAGUCCAUCAAGCAGUGGAAAUGGAAUCAAAAUUGUGCUUCACGAACCAGGCUCUUACCCGUUUGUCGAGGAGCAGGGAGUGAAUAUAGCGCCGGGUCGAACCUCCAUUGGAUUAAACCGCGAUUAA
Molecule: messenger RNA, 404 nt
Organism: Mizuhopecten yessoensis (Yesso scallop)
Lineage: Eukaryota; Metazoa; Mollusca; Bivalvia; Pectinida; Pectinidae
Product: FMRFamide-activated amiloride-sensitive sodium channel-like
Exons: 5
Coding region: 15-404 (129 amino acids)
Biological process (GO): sodium ion transmembrane transport
Cellular component (GO): membrane
Molecular function (GO): ligand-gated sodium channel activity
Source: RefSeq, a predicted model, not a curated record